Messenger RNA from Lycium barbarum (goji berry), 1129 nucleotides. RefSeq names its product hydroxyphenylpyruvate reductase-like. Gene Ontology annotation, cellular component: cytosol. Gene Ontology annotation, molecular function: glyoxylate reductase (NADPH) activity; hydroxypyruvate reductase [NAD(P)H] activity; NAD binding. The coding region runs from base 53 to 994 and encodes 313 amino acids. The transcript is spliced from 2 exons. Lineage: Eukaryota; Viridiplantae; Streptophyta; Magnoliopsida; Solanales; Solanaceae. The record is from RefSeq and is a predicted model, not a curated record.
CCACUGAAACUAAAUCACCUAAACUUUUUACUUCCAAACUGUCCAAUACACUAUGAAGAAAAUAGGAGUAUUAAUGACAUGUCCAAUGUCAUCCUACUUAGAACAACAACUCAACAACCGUUUCAACCUCUUCAGAUUAUGGGAAACGCCUUCAAAACCCGAGUUCUUGAAUCACAACGGUAACUCAAUCCAAGCCAUUGUAGGUAACGCGUUUUUUGGUGCUGACUCGGAACUCAUAGAUGCAUUGCCGAAUUUGGAAAUCGUAUCGAGUUACAGUGUGGGUUUAGAUAAGAUUGAUUUGGAUAAGUGUAAAGAGAGAGGGAUUAGAGUUAGUAAUACACCUGAUGUGUUGACUGAUGAUGUAGCUGAUACAGCUAUUGGAUUGGUGUUGGCUGUGCUUAGAAGGAUUUGUGUUGCUGAUGGGUUUGUGAGAAAUGGGGUUUGGAAUAAUCAAGAUUUUGAGUUGACAACAAAGUUCAGUGGUAAAUCAGUUGGCAUAAUUGGAUUGGGCAGAAUUGGUUCAGCAAUAGCAAAGAGAGCUGAAGCUUUUGGAUGCCCCAUUAGCUACCACUCCAGAUCCAAGAAACCAAACUUAAACUACAAAUACUACUCUACUGUGGUGGAUUUGGCUGCAAAUUCUGAAAUCCUUAUUGUUGCAUGCGCUUUGACUGAAGAAACACGACACAUUGUUAAUCGCAAAGUGCUUGAUGCAUUAGGUUCAAAAGGCAUCUUAAUCAACAUAGGUCGAGGUGCACAUGUAGAUGAAUCGGAACUUGUAGCUGCACUGAUUGAAGGUCGUAUUGGUGGGGCUGGUCUUGACGUUUAUCAGAAGGAACCAGAGGUUCCUGAACAAUUGUUCGGACUUGAAAAUGUUGUUUUAUUGUCCCAUGCUGCAAGUGAUACAGUAGAAACUUGCACGGCCAUGGCGGACCUUGUUAUUGCAAACUUGGAAGCUCAUUUUCUUCACAAACCAUUGUUGACUCCUGUGCUCUGAACAUGUUCAUUCAUCAAUGCUUGCUGGACAUUCAGUAGGAGUUGUUUCUUUGAACAGAUUGAACAUUUCCAAGAUUCUGGAAUUGUAUUCUUUUCUAUUUAAUGAUGAAAACUACAAUGCUGCAUUUGUAGGGUA